Molecule: messenger RNA, 960 nt
Organism: Aspergillus mulundensis
Lineage: Eukaryota; Fungi; Ascomycota; Eurotiomycetes; Eurotiales; Aspergillaceae
Exons: 2
Coding region: 1-960 (319 amino acids)
Source: RefSeq, a predicted model, not a curated record
AUGGCGAGGAUCAAGCAGGGAGUGUUCUCAUGGGAGGACGUGAUAGCCCAUCGGUACCAAAACAACAAACCCCCAGCCAUCCCCCGCCCCCGCAGACAAAGCGCCCUCUCCACAUCGACCUCCACCGCGCCAGAAACCGAUCCGAGAAUAAGCUGGGACAUCCAGCCCCAGAGCGCCCUGCUCUCGAACCUCUCGCCCGAGCUACGCGUCAUGAUAUGGGAAGCAGUCCUGGGCGGCAUGCGCAUCCACAUAAUCCAGCGCUCGGACAAACGCAUGGGACACGUCGUAUGCCCUGCUCUCGAACCCGACGCCGAACCCUGCGAUAUCUGUCGCGGCGGCUUACCACCCUCGAGUUCUGCCUCCAGCAGCCGCAGCCGCCGCAGCAGCAGCGGUAGCGACAGCAGCGGCGGCAGGGAAGGCUCAGGCUCGCGCUCCCCACACCUCCAGAACAAAACACACCUCCUCGCCCUCCCCACAACCAGCAAACAGAUCUACACCGAGUCCAUCCACCUCAUCUACACGCUCAACACCUUCGAGUUCAGCAACACCUGGUCCCUCACGUACCUGCGCCCCACGGUCCCCGCGGAUCUCUGGGACAGCAUCCGCACCGUCGAGCUGGCCUGGGCGUUUCCCGGCCACUGGCUGCCGAGCAAAGACCCGGUCAAGUCGGUGUACUUCUCCGCGGGGCGGACGCAGUGGCUUGAGACGUGUGCUGCGAUCACGCGCAUGAAGGGGCUGCAGGAUUUCACGCUGCAGCUUAGCGGUGCGUGGUUCUGUGAGAGUGUUGAGAAACUGCCGGUUUUUCUGGAGCCCUUGAGGGGGUUGAGGCUUGUGGGACGGAAGAAGUGGGUGGUUGUCUUGCCGAAUCAGCCGGUUUAUGUGCAGGAUGUGCGCAGUGGGUUUGUAGAUGGGGUUUUGGGGAAGAGGGGCGUUGAGUGUAGGGUUUUGGUUGGUUGCUGA